AUGCCUAUUGAUAAACACAAAAACCAAAUCCCCCCGCGGAUGACAACAAGAUCCACCUCCUCUACCCCACAACCCCAAACUCCCCCAUCACCAUCCUCAAAUAACGACGACUCUCUAGGGUCUAAUAACACCUAUGCCGAUGCAACAAUGUUGCAAAACAUUACCAAAACCCUCGAUUUUUCCUCCGCUCUUGAAGCAAAUAACAACACGAGCACCCCCAACCCCCUUCCCACUCCCUCCUCCAAUAACACUAACACAACAACACAACAACCUCACCCAACAAACCUUCAACAUAAGAUCCUCCCAAUUAAAUUCAGGUCUCAGAAAGAACUAUACAACCUCCCUAACACACACGAAAUUCUUAGAGAUCAAAUUUUAUUUUUGAAAGCCAACCUUGACCAAACGGCAUUACUAAAAACCACUUCAAAUUUAACGCAAUCCCAACUAGGAAUGAAACUCAAAAACGCAACCGGAGAAAACUCUAACCGCCUAAUCCUCCGAAACCCGAAAAACCUUCCGAAUAAAAAACCACUAAACACAAGGAAUCCCACGUUUUCCAUGGUGAUCAAGGGUGUCCCCAAAGACAUCACCAUGGAGGAUCUAGAAGAAUCCUUCAAAGAAAUAAGGUUCCCAACCAUCAAAUUCUGGAGAAUCACCUCUCGGGCAACUAACCUACCCACCACCCUAAUCAGAGUUAUCACUGACUCUGAAUCCCAUUAUUCCCGAGCCCUAAACUUAGGUAUUUCAUUCUUCGGAAUGAAAUUCCAGGUUGAACCCUCCAAUCCCAACCCUAUCCCUCCUAUCCCUAAAUAUUGCAGCAGAUGCGCGGAAAACGGACAUUCCUUAGAGGAAUGUAAAUACCGAAUUUAA
Phaedon cochleariae (mustard beetle) is the source of this 870-nucleotide messenger RNA. The record is from the annotation of a GenBank genome assembly. Lineage: Eukaryota; Metazoa; Arthropoda; Insecta; Coleoptera; Chrysomelidae.